CUGAAAUUAUUUCAGUACUUCGGUGACGGGAUUUAGAUCGGUGGUAGCUAGUAGGAAAUGUAUGGUUUUGUCUAUACUGAUGCUCGGUAACAAAAAUACAUUAUAUCCUUAUAAAUUUUCGCCUAUUACAUUUUUACAACUCUACCCACUUGUAUCGAUGUUUACUGCGUGCAUAGAAAAUUAUUCCCAUCCAAUACGGGACCGGAAAAAUUUAAUCCUAUCGCUUAGCUUUUAAAUGUAAAAAUUUUCCUUUUAUUAAUUAAAGAAUUCCACUGGUUUUUUAAGAAUGAAUCAUACAGAAGGCAUGCAAUUAGAGUGAUUUACAUUUUUGUCAGCUGUAAUUUUUACACAUUAAUUAAUAUAUUAAUUCAAAGUUAUCAAAGUGACCAUGACUAUGGAGCACAAGUGCUAUUGCCGCGGGGAUGAGGCCAGCAGUCUCGACCUCAGUCGCCCCGAACAUCUCUUGCCCAUGAUGAGACCGUUUUCUAUGAGGGUCAGUAACCUGGAGGCGAUUGUAACUAACAUGUUCAACUGCGGAGUCCUAACUGACCUGUUGUAUAAUGGGGACGGAGCCCUACUGGUGAGAAUUUGGCGCUCCACCGAAACUAUGACCACCUCCGUACAAGUUAUGAGAAAUAAUUAUAUAUUAGGCACCGGAUCUAGGUUGGUGUGCACUCGUAUGAUAAUGAUUGGGUCGUUAUAGAAAGUCGAUUAGGAAAUUAACCGGCCUCGGACAUUUGAGAGGUUCUGUUUUAGAGAGUAUUCAAGGUUCGCUUUAGAUGUAUCGUAGCUCGCAUGUAGUAAUGUAUGUAGCGUUGAGCUUGGAAAGUAUUUGAGAGAACUACUAAUAUAUUAACAGCCUGUGUCUUAAGAUGGAGUGACAAUCCUUACUGGGGACAUUCACUGAAACCCUGCGAAAAGAAAAUAUAUUUGGCAGACGUUUUUAUGAUACACUUGAACAACAUUCUAAAAUCAUUUCUGCCCUUCAGAAAAAAAAUAAAGUUCGUUCCCUACUUAUGAUGAUUAUUUGUAUGAAACGGGAAUCUAAUUAAAUCGU
Messenger RNA from Danaus plexippus (monarch butterfly), 1057 nucleotides. RefSeq lists its product as uncharacterized. The record is from RefSeq and is a predicted model, not a curated record. The coding region runs from base 389 to 703 and encodes 104 amino acids. Lineage: Eukaryota; Metazoa; Arthropoda; Insecta; Lepidoptera; Nymphalidae. The transcript is spliced from 2 exons.